This is a messenger RNA of Prorocentrum cordatum, 1233 nucleotides long. Lineage: Eukaryota; Dinophyceae; Prorocentrales; Prorocentraceae. The record is from the annotation of a GenBank genome assembly.
GUUCGUUCCCUGUGCAGCGUUCCGGGUGGGAGCACGGUGCCUGUAGCUUUCCUGCAUCAUGACGUCUUGUCCCAUGUCCAAACUGUAGCUGUUUUGCUGCAGACCGCUGGCUCCAGGCCAUCCAGCGUGGUCGAUGAGCUGGUAUGUUGACCAGCGUGGCCGCCGGGUCUGGGUCGAGCGCGAGGAGACAGUCUUUACCAUCGAUGAGCCCACCGAGGAGCCGCCCACGGAGAACCUCACCUACCUCGCCAGCGCGUCCUCGAAGGCGGUGUACGCGGAACACAGCAUCGACGAAGAGUCCGGCGCCAGGGGCAAGAAGAAGGAUGCCCAGGCUGGGCGGCAGCGUGGCUUCGUCGUCCGCAUGGAUCACGACGACGACGGGCUGUCCAGGGUGGCGGAGGACUUCGUGCCGGUCGCGAGGGACCUGUUGAAGUCCGGAGCCGUCUCUAGAGUGGACGUUGACACCUCCAGGGAUGGGGCGAAGAAAAAGAAGAAGAAAGCCAAGGACAGAAAGCCUGGCGAAGAGGAGGAAGACGAGAAGGAGAGGGAGCCGGCGCUGCCUCUGGGCGUCAACGAGUGCCGCGUGGAGACCACGGCCCGGUGCCAGCACUUCGCGCACGGCACGGGCUGGAGGGUCGACGUGUCCAGCGGCGAGGGGGCUCAGAGGAUCUUCCUGUUCACCGCCAAAAAGGAGCUCACCUCGGCCGACUGGCACAAGCAGCUGCUGGCCAGCAUGGGCACCUCCGGCAAGAGGGUCAUGCUCGGGCGCAUGCUGGGCGAGGGCCCGGACGGGAGCGGCGCGGGGAAAACGGGGCCCGCGAAGAAGGACGAGGCGCAGCACGACGAGGACGACUGGCUCAAGAGCAUGAUGGGCCUGAGCAAGGACAGGUCGUCCCGGGCCGGGGCGGAGCCCGCAGGCGGCGGCGGCGGCGCCGAGGGCGCGGCGGGCGACGAGGGCCCCGACGGCGGCACGGCGCCUGCCCCGAAGGCUCCGGCCAAGAAGGCGAUCGCACCCCCGUGGCUCCGCAGGUAGCCGCCCGUGUUCGGGUUUCUCGUGCGCCGCGUCGCGCGCGCGCCCCGCGCGCGCGCGCGCCCCGCGCGCGCCUGGUGCGGACGCUGUGAGCGGCGCCGUGAGCGGCGUUGAGGGCCUCCUCCCCGGACGUCCGACGGCAGGGCUCGUCCCAGGCGCGCCCCCAGGAAGUGCCGGGCCCCCUGACCCUCCAGAGUGCGAAG